This is a messenger RNA of Maniola jurtina (meadow brown), 2825 nucleotides long. Its product is annotated as zinc finger protein 883-like. NCBI's taxonomy places the organism in Eukaryota, Metazoa, Arthropoda, Insecta, Lepidoptera, Nymphalidae. Gene Ontology annotation, cellular component: nucleus. Gene Ontology annotation, biological process: regulation of transcription by RNA polymerase II. The record is from RefSeq and is a predicted model, not a curated record. Bases 419 to 2647 code for a protein of 742 amino acids. Gene Ontology annotation, molecular function: RNA polymerase II transcription regulatory region sequence-specific DNA binding; DNA-binding transcription factor activity, RNA polymerase II-specific. The transcript has 8 exons.
CCCCGGUAAUCCAGCCCCUGUCUAAUCCGGCACCCCCUGUAAUCCGACAAGUCUAUUGUUGUUGAAUUUACUAUGACUUACAUAGUGAAGUACCUAUGAUUUGUACUCCAGAGUAUGUAUAAGAUAUAGAAUCUUAUCAUUGGAUCUUUAAUUUGUCGGAUCACAAGGUACUGUUUUGUAAAAAAGCCGGACUAUAGGGGGUCUUAGGCAGUACUCUAUAAUCCGACAAAUUCGAUAGUUCGACACUGCCCUGCAAAACGUUUGUCGGAUUACCGGGAGUCCACUGUAUAGGGAUUAUGUACAUAUAUAAGGGAUUAUGCCAUUGUUUGUGUGGUUGAAUUGAACGAAAGUCGAAAGCUCUAAUCUAAAAGUAACAAUUUAAUUGGCUAAUUGAUCGAUUACAAGACAUCAUAUUACAAUGAUAAACCGCACAAAACACCAACUAACAAGUAAUAUGGUGGUGACAUCGCUGGGCCCUGACCACUGUGACUUACACAUACUAGAACAUCUCUCAGAAGACAACCAGGAAGAAUCGGAGGAAAGCAGACUAGAAGGUAUCAUGAAAAUUGAAGGAAAUGAUGAGUCCACGUCGGCUGAUGAAGACAUGGAAAUGGAGAAUGAAGAUGACAAAAAUUUCAUUGAUUUUGUUGAGCAUCCAGUAAAGUACGAAAGUGCUCCCUUCCAAUGUGCAUGUUGUUGGGAGGAGUUUGUCCAUGAACAUGCGUACAUGCAACAUAUGAGCAAGCAUGUCCAGCAAGGUGACGGUGCUGGUGAAUGUGAGACGUCACAAGUAUGCAAGCCUCAUACAGCUGUGAGCCCCAGCUCUGCACACUCUGCACUCAGCACUGAGAACAAGCUGGCAGACUUCAGCCCUUCUGCACAUUCUACUCAAACCUUAGUCGCCCCCCUACCCGCGAGUCUUGCGACAAAUAACGAGAUACAAGUGCCCCCAACUGAAGAAGCCGAUACAAACGUCAGUUGCCGCUACAACAGAUUAACAGAUUGUUUUGUCAAAUUAUACGAUGUUUUCUCUAAGAAAGUUGUACCAAGACAAGACGGAAAAGCUGUUAGGUUUUGUGUGAGUCAGAACAUUGCAUCCAAAGAUACAGGUUCUCAGGCAACAAGUGAGAAUGAAGUCUCUACAACAGAAUACGUUGGACCUGUCACGAAUAAAGUAAAAGUAAUCGAAUCAAAAACUUUACAAAAUAAAACUGAUUGUUUGAAGAAUGUCAUUGAUAUACAAUGUUUGUUACAGAGUAGUUCACACACGGAGGGAAAAUGUUUCAUUUGUGAUAUUUGUAGAAAAAUGUUUAAACGAAAAAGUCUCUUAGUUAAACACAUAAAGACUCACGCUGAAGUAAGAUGGCUCACUUGCAAGAUUUGCCAGUACAAAUGUAAAUAUCAAAGUCAUUUGAAGCGUCAUAUGAGAACCCACACUGGUGACAAGCCAUACUCCUGCAAGAUAUGCGAGUACAAAUGUGCACAUAGAUCUAAUCUAAUGAAUCAUACGAAAAUUCACCAUGGUAUAAAAAAUUUCUCGUGUAAGUUAUGUGAUUACAAAAGUGCACAUAAUAGUAAUCUAGUGAAGCACAUGAGAACCCACACUGGCGAAAAGCCAUAUUCAUGUGAGAUAUGCGAGUACAAAUGUUCACUAAGAGGUAGUCUAAUGAAGCAUAUGAGAAUUCACACUGGUAUAAAACCUUUCACGUGUAAAAUAUGCCAUUACAAAUGUGUACAAAAUGGCACUCUAGUGAGUCACAUGAGAACUCACACGGGUGAAAAGCCAUACUCCUGCAAGAUAUGCGAGUUCAAAUGUGCACAUAGCACUAGUCUAAUGAAGCAUAUGAGAAUACACACUGGUAUAAAACCUUUCAUGUGUAAAAUAUGCCAUUACAAAUGUGCACAUAAUGGCAAUCUAGUGACGCACAUGAGAACCCACACGGGUGACCAACCAUAUUCAUGUGGGAUAUGCGAGUACAAGUGUUCACAAAGUAGUAAUCUAAUGCAGCAUAUGAGAAUACACACUGGUAUAAAAAAUUACUUGUGUAAGUUAUGCGAUUACAAAUGUGCACAUAAUAGUAAUCUAGUGACGCACAUGAGAACUCACACUGGUGAAAAGCCAUACUCCUGCAAUAUAUGCGAGUUCAAAUGUGCACAAAGUAAAGAUUUAAAGACGCACAUGAGAACUCACACGGGUGAAAAGCCAUACUCCUGUAAGAUAUGCGAGUUCAAAUGUGCACAUAGAACUAGUCUAAUGCAGCAUAUGAGAAUACACACUGGUUUAAAACCUUUCACAUGUAAAAUAUGCCAUUACAAAUGUGCACAUAAUGGCAAUCUAGUGACGCAUAUGAGAACCCACACUGGUGACAAGCCAUAUUCAUGUGAGAUAUGCGAGUACAAGUGUUCACAAAGAAGUAGUCUAAUGCGGCAUAUGAGAAUACACACUGGUAUAAAAAAUUUCUUGUGUAAGUUAUGCGAUUACAAAUGUGCACAUAAUAGUAAUCUAGUGAGGCACAUGAGAACCCACACUGGUGAAAAGCCAUACUCCUGUAAGAUAUGCGAGUUCAAAUGUGCACAUAAAACUAGUCUAAUGAGGCAUAUGAGAGCUCACACUGCCGCUGGUGAAACGCCUUCAUCAAGUUCGUGAGCCGCACGCCUCACUCCGCCGCCGGAGAAUGCUCAGGAGAUAGACUGUACAACAGACUGUGUGUAGUGUGCUUUGUGUAGAGUGUAUCUUGGAGGAUGACGCGCCCGCUUUGGGAUGUCCUGACAUUAAUUAAGACACUGCAUGUUAUUACGAUUAAUUAUAUUAUUGUUCAUCAUCA